GGGAGAAAUUAUAAAUGAGUGGCUUUGUUUGCUUGUUCUGUCUCAAGGCCUAUAUAUAGUAGAGUCAUUGGAGGUUCAGAUUCAUACCCUGAAACACUUUGCCUCUCACGUUUCUGCUUCUAAUUACCUUCAAAGUUUCCAACUUUAACGCUCUACAGAAUGGGAAGUACUGAUGGAACCAGCUAUGGUGCUUACACUUACGAGAGCCUUGAGAGAGAGCCUUACUGGCCAUCAGAGAAGCUCCGGAUUUCCAUUACCGGGGCAGGUGGCUUUAUUGCAUCGCACAUUGCUCGUCGUUUGAAGAGUGAGGGGCAUUAUAUUAUCGCCUCCGAUUGGAAGAAGAAUGAGCAUAUGACAGAAGACAUGUUCUGCCAUGAAUUCCACCUUGUUGAUCUUAGGGUGAUGGAAAAUUGCUUGAAGGUUACAAAAGAUGUGGACCAUGUCUUUAACCUUGCUGCUGAUAUGGGUGGGAUGGGUUUCAUCCAGUCCAAUCACUCUGUCAUUAUGUAUAACAACACAAUGAUCAGUUUCAAUAUGCUUGAAGCUGCCAGAAUCAGUGGUGUUAAAAGGUUUUUCUAUGCCUCUAGUGCUUGUAUUUACCCUGAGUUCAAACAGCUGGAAACUAAUGUGAGCUUGAAAGAAGCUGAUGCCUGGCCUGCUGAGCCUCAAGAUGCUUAUGGGUUAGAGAAGCUUGCUACUGAGGAGUUAUGUAAGCACUACACCAAAGAUUUUGGAAUUGAGUGCCGUAUUGGAAGAUUCCAUAACAUUUAUGGGCCCUUUGGAACAUGGAAAGGUGGAAGGGAAAAGGCUCCUGCUGCAUUUUGCAGAAAGGCCCUCACUGCUGUUGAUAAGUUUGAGAUGUGGGGAGAUGGACUUCAGACCCGAUCUUUUACCUUCAUUGACGAAUGUGUUGAAGGAGUUCUUCGGUUGACGAAGUCUGACUUUCGCGAGCCAGUGAACAUUGGAAGUGAUGAAAUGGUUAGCAUGAAUGAGAUGGCUGAGAUCGUUCUUAGCUUUGAGGACAAGAAACUCCCUAUCCACCACAUCCCUGGUCCUGAGGGUGUCCGUGGUCGUAACUCAGACAACACGCUGAUUAAAGAGAAACUUGGUUGGGCUCCUUCCAUGCGGUUGAAGGAUGGGCUGAGAAUCACAUACUUCUGGAUCAAAGAACAGAUUGAGAAAGAGAAAACACAAGGUGUUGACCUAUCUAUCUAUGGGUCAUCAAAGGUGGUGGGAACCCAAGCCCCGGUUCAACUUGGCUCGCUACGUGCUGCUGAUGGCAAAGAAUAAAAAGAUGGAUCUUAAGAUGGAUAGUUUCUGUAAGGAACUCUAAUAUAUGUAAAAAUGGAGUUAAUCUUAUUGCGUUUCUAAGUGAAUCAUUUAUGGUUCUGGAAAAAUAAUUAGUUUGAGCAGCUAAGUUCUUUUCUUGUUUCAAUAUGUAUAAGUCUGUUUUCGAUUUUGCCUUUUCAGGCAAGUUGGUAUGAUAGCCUUGUAUCCUUCAUGUCAUUUAUUUUGCAAAAGCAUUGUUCAAUCAUGAAUGAAUUGUGUCUUUUCUUUAUAAUAUGAAUACAAGUUCAGAUUUUUAUUUUUUUAA
Messenger RNA from Humulus lupulus (European hop), 1594 nucleotides. RefSeq names its product GDP-mannose 3,5-epimerase 1. The record is from RefSeq and is a predicted model, not a curated record. The coding region runs from base 160 to 1290 and encodes 376 amino acids. The transcript has 7 exons. Lineage: Eukaryota; Viridiplantae; Streptophyta; Magnoliopsida; Rosales; Cannabaceae. Gene Ontology annotation, molecular function: NAD binding; GDP-mannose 3,5-epimerase activity.